CUGAGAAAAUCCAAGUUAUAGCUCAGUGGCGCGUGGUGGCAGUGCGAAAUCGAGAGAACACUUCUAAUGUCAGGAAACUGCCUCCGCCCUUUGGCAACUGAGAGUGGAAGAUAUGUUUAUCAGGAAGGCAAUUGCAGACAUUUCAAACCGGAGUGUUACAUUGAAGCAUGGGCCAGAAGAAUACAGUUUUGCUGAAAUCCUUGAGAUCGCAUGACGAAAUGGACAGCUGGCGAAAUAUGGAGUACUUCGAGGAGGAUCUUCAUGAAGCUGUGGUGUCUGGGAACCUGGCUUCGGUGGAAGGAUACCUGAAGCGAGGUCUUAGCCCCAACCACGCCUUCCGCUCCGCCGAUCCUGCCGCGGCCAGGCGUAUGGGGCGCACGCUGCUGGAAGAAGCCGUGCAUGCUGGUCAGAAAGACAUCGUGCGCCUGCUGGCCACGUUCAAAGUCGACCCCAACCUGACCUUCGUCGUUCACGUAGACGAGGACUUACGCCCCGUGCUAAAGCCGUACACGAAGAAGGAGCGGUUGAAGAUGUCCUGCGUUUACCCCAGCAUCGUCCGGCGCGACGUAGAGAUGGUGCAGCUGUUGGUGCGGGCGGGGCUGGACGUCAACCUCUGUGACGACCGCGGCUGCACGGCGCUGUGGCACGCCGUUGACCUGCAAGACUAUGACCUGGCCAAGGCCUUGGUCGGCAGUCCGGCCUGUGACGUCAACCUGCCUGACGUAGCGCAACUCCGCCCUCUGCACGUCGCGGCCCUCCACGGCCACGUGCGCUUGGCCUCCUUGCUCAUCCGACACGGCGCGCGGGUGGAUCCGGUGCAGCUGCGAGGAUCCACACCCUUGGUACUGGCUUGCAAGGCCGCAUGCUGCCAGACUGCCCGCCUUCUGCUGCUCAACGGGGCAGAUCCCAACCACGUGGGCUAUAACGGCCACACACCCAUGUCGGCUGCCCUGGAAAGUUGUCGCGAGCGACACCUGACGGAUCUUUUGAUCGACGCCGGCGCCACAGUGGACUGCACAACGGUCCGGAAGUGCAUCAGGGACCAGGUGCCGCUGCUCCAGACGUGCCCGGAAGUUCUGGACCUCAUCCGGGAACUUGCGCGUACGCCCCGCCCCUUGAAGGUGCAGUGCCUCUUAGCCGUCCGCCGUGCGGUAGUCGCCUCCCUCAGCAAACUGCACUUCGUGCUCAAAGUAGAGAGUCUCCCCGUCCCUCGCAUCGUGCAGGAGCUCAUCCUGCUGAGCUACUUGUAAUACCAUGCAGGAACUCAUUCUGCUGAACACACCUUGAACUAGUCUUGAUGAGUUCAUUGUAAAACACUGUGCAAGGUCUUUUCCUGCUAAACUGCUUGUAGUAAUCUUGUAACAGUGUGCACUUGACUAAAAGUUGUAAUCUGCCUGUAACUGCAUUGCCUGGAUCACACCACUGAACUUUUUAAUACAGUGUUAACAAACUUAUCCUGCUGAACUACUUGUAAUAUAUUUUCCUGGAGCACAUCCACAGAAAUUCUUGUAACAAUAUGCAAGGUCUCUCAUCCGGCAGAGCUACUACUUGUAAUAUACUGUGUGUAAUGUAAUACAGUGUUCAGUAUUUCGUCCGAGUGAAUGACUUGUAAUAAAUUGCAUGAUAGUU
This is a messenger RNA of Pomacea canaliculata, 1629 nucleotides long. RefSeq names its product ankyrin-1-like. Bases 168 to 1250 code for a protein of 360 amino acids. The record is from RefSeq and is a predicted model, not a curated record. Gene Ontology annotation, molecular function: protein binding. The transcript is spliced from 3 exons. Gene Ontology annotation, cellular component: cytoplasm. NCBI's taxonomy places the organism in Eukaryota, Metazoa, Mollusca, Gastropoda, Architaenioglossa, Ampullariidae.